Amborella trichopoda is the source of this 1778-nucleotide messenger RNA. Its product is annotated as small ribosomal subunit protein mL103 (rPPR7). NCBI's taxonomy places the organism in Eukaryota, Viridiplantae, Streptophyta, Magnoliopsida, Amborellales, Amborellaceae. Gene Ontology annotation, cellular component: chloroplast. Gene Ontology annotation, molecular function: protein binding. Gene Ontology annotation, biological process: chloroplast-nucleus signaling pathway; mitochondria-nucleus signaling pathway. The record is from RefSeq and is a predicted model, not a curated record.
GUUGACCUAUGAUUGAAUUUGGGAAACCCACAAAGGGGGAAACUCCCUGAAACCCUAAACCCUAAUUCCCUCCUCCAAAAUUUACAGGCGAAAGAUCAAACCAUCUUUUGCUUCCAAACCCAACACAAACCCUAAUUUCUCGAUCCAUGUUUCCUGAACACGGAGAAAAUCUCUAAAAAUCACUAACAUCGAGAAAACCCUACAUUUCUAAAACCGUAGUUUCCUUUUUCAGAGACCUGUAUAACCCUAGAAUGUCUUCACUUUGUCUGAGACGUCGAGCUUUUCUUCAAGCUCACCGCUUUUGCACCUCUGCAACAUUAUCUGAGAACACUGAUACCUUGACUUUCAAUGUUGCGAGAAGAAAGCUGCGAUAUACUAGCGAGCCCAGCAAAGUCAUUGACAUUUUCAACUCAGUUCAAAAGCUCAAUGGAGUUGCAGGGGCUCGAGCUGUUCGUGACCUGGUGGUGAGGAGGCUCGUAAAAUCUCAGCGAUUCUCUGAUAUCGAAACACUACUUGAAAACCAGAAGAAGCAUCCACAUGCAAAGGUAGAGAGGUUCUUAUCUGAUGUGAUUCUUGCAUAUGGUCGAGCUAAAAUGGCAGAUCAGGCCAUUAAGACCUUUUAUCAGAUGGAUGAGCUUGGCUGUCCUCGCACUGUAAGUUCAUUCAAUGUGCUUUUGACUGCCUUAAAGGACUCUGAGAAAUUUGAUAGGGUAACUAAGCUUUUCGAUGAAAUCCCUACUAAAUUUGGCAUAUCACCAGAUCAUUUUAGCUAUUCGAUCUUCCUCAAGUCUCUGUGUGAUUCAGGUUCGCCUGAUAAGGCUUAUGAGAAGCUCAAGGAAAUGAAUGAAAAAGGAAUUACAGUUACUAACAUUUCUUACACUACUUUAAUUGAUGGGUUUUACAAGAAGAAGAAACCAGAAGAAGCUGAGAAAAUUUGGGAUGAAAUGGUGAAGAAUGGGUGUUCUCUUGAUACCCCAGCUUAUAAUGCUAAGCUUAUUUAUAUAGCAAAUCAUGGAAAACCUGAAGAAGCUCUGAAAUUGCUCGGAGAAAUGGAGGCCUCGAAUGUUAAACCCGAUGCAUUAUCAUAUAAUUUCCUCUUGAUGUGUUACUUGAAGAAUGGUGAAAAGGAGGAAGCCAAGAAAGUCUAUGAAGAAAUGGCGAGCAACAGCAAGGGUUGCUACCCUAAUCAGAUGACAUACAGGAUUUUUAUAAGAUAUUUGGUUCAAAAGAAGGAUUAUGAUUUGGCUCUUGAAGUUUGCAAGGAGAGUAUUAGGAGGAGAAAGGCCCCGAAGUUUCAAACUGUGAGCGAUUUGAUUAAGGGGCUUGUGAAGAAUUCAAAGGAGGAAGAGGCGAAGCAGGUGAUCAAGAUGGUUCAUGAUACGUUACCUCCAAAUGUGUUGCACGCUUGGAAGAAAUUUGAGGCCCAACUUGACUUGAACAAGAAGGAAGGAUCAUCAUCUGACGAAUAAAGCCAUAGGCGAAUGACUUCAAUUAAUGGAGGUGAGCACACUUCUUUCUGGAAGAUGAAGGUUUUUUAAUUUGUGGGCUUUAUUGAUGGACCUUUGACAAUCCAAUGCCCAUCAGUUUCAUUUUGAAAUGCUGGUCGGUACUUGGUGUUACUGUUCAAAGAGAUACAAUUCUGAACUCCAAUGGAAUUUUUUAACUUACAUAUUUCAUUUGUUUGCUGCCCAAUUCUGGUUUUGAAAAGAAUAACAUCGCUAUAAAUUCUGGUCGUACUUUAAAUUUUAUCUCGAAUAUAGGGGUGCAAUUUGGCGCAA